Messenger RNA from Penicillium arizonense, 1137 nucleotides. RefSeq names its product asparaginase. The record is from RefSeq and is a predicted model, not a curated record. NCBI's taxonomy places the organism in Eukaryota, Fungi, Ascomycota, Eurotiomycetes, Eurotiales, Aspergillaceae. The transcript has a single exon. The coding region runs from base 1 to 1137 and encodes 378 amino acids.
AUGCGCCGCCCCCUCCAGAAAGACACAAUAACCUCCACCCGAGGCGGAGUUAUCGAAAACAGCCACAGCGUCCACGUAGCAAUAACAAAUACAAAAGGCGACCUCCUCUACUAUGUCGGCGAUCCCCAUCGCCUAACCCUAGCCCGCUCAGCAGCAAAACCAGCACAAGCACUAGCAAUCGUCGAAACAGGCGCAGUCGACAAAUUCAAUCUAGACGAAGGCGAUCUGGCGUUCAUGUGUGCAUCGAAUAACAGCGAAGAACGACAUAUCGCUCGUGCGCGCUCUAUGCUUCACAAAAUCGGUGCCGGAGAACGGGAUCUUCGAUGUGGGGGUCAUAUCCCUCUUUCUGAUUCCGUCCAUCGAGAUUGGAUUAAGAGGGAUUUUGUGCCGGGGCCAGUUUGUAGUAAUUGUUCCGGCAAGCAUGUUGGCAUGAUUGCCGGUGCGAAGGUUUUGGCUGGUGAUGAUGUGGAUGGGGAUGGAGUGGAGGGGUACCAUCUCCCAACACAUCCUAUCCAGCUCCAUGUUCGUCGUGUUGUUGAUGAAGUCUGUGGUCUUGGGCUUGGUGAUGGCCCUGGUGAUGAUACUCGUGACGAAUCAGUCUGGGGCCUUGAUGGCUGUAAUCUCCCUGCCCCAGCCUUCGAACUCCACUAUCUAGCACGUAUGAACGCUACGUUCGCCGCUGCAGCUGAUAUCAUGGCUACCAACCCUUCUACCUCCAUGGGUACGAGAAUAGAAGCUAUGAGUCGGGUUUUCAAUGCUAUGUGGCGCCAUCCUGGCCUUGUCGGUGGUGAAGGUCGCUUUUGUACAUUGCUUAUGGAGGCGUAUGGGGGUUUGCUCAUUGGGAAGCUUGGCGCGGAUGGGUGUUAUGGGAUCGGGGUGAGGGAGUGUGCGGCGACGAGGAAGCUGGGGGUUGAGGGGGCGCUGGGGAUUUCGGUUAAGAUUGAGGAUGGGAACGUUGGCGUUCUUUACUCUGCUGUUGUGGAGGUUUUGGCGCAGUUGGGUAUUGGUAUUGGGGCGGAUGGGGAUGGAGAUGGGGUUCCGGGGAUUUUGGAGAAGUUUCAUUAUCAGAGGAUCUUUAAUACUGUUGGUGUUGAGACUGGGGUUUUGGCGCCUUGUUUUCGGGUGAGGGCGGUUUGA